UCCUAGUUAGAAUUUGACUGGGAAAGCGAGAGAGGAGCGGACGGCUGCGAGACUUUGAGGCACUUGGUGCGGCAUUUCUGAAAGACAAGAGACUUCAUCUCAGCAAGGAUUUUGCUAGCUCGUCCUCGCAGUAACGUCAACAAGUCGAAGUUAAGGUAAAUUAGUCUACUUUUGAACUUGUAGCCAAAAAGCUCAUAGAUCGAAGCAAUGGCUGCUAUCCGCAAGAAGCUGGUGGUAGUUGGAGACGGCGCCUGCGGGAAGACCUGUCUGCUAAUCGUCUUCAGCAAAGAUGAGUUCCCCGAGGUGUAUGUGCCGACUGUGUUUGAGAACUACGUGGCGGACAUCGAGGUAGACAGCAAGCAAGUGGAACUUGCCCUGUGGGACACAGCCGGUCAGGAAGACUACGACCGACUUCGCCCACUGUCCUACCCGGACACCGAUGUCAUUCUAAUGUGCUUCUCCGUGGACAGUCCCGACUCCCUGGAAAACAUCCCCGAGAAGUGGGUGCCGGAGGUGAAGCACUUUUGUCCCAACGUGCCGAUCAUACUCGUCGCCAACAAGAAGGACUUGCGGAACGACGAGAACGUCAGGAACGAGCUGGCGCGAAUGAAACAGGAACCGGUGAAGACUGAAGACGGCCGGGCCAUGGCCGUGCGCAUCGGGGCGUACGACUACCUGGAGUGCUCGGCGAAAACGAAGGACGGGGUGCGGGAGGUUUUCGAGACGGCCACCCGAGCCGCUCUGCAGAAGCGCUCGACACCCUCGGGGGGCUGCGUGAACUGCUGCAAGCUGCUGUGAACUCUUUAUUAAUGACUUAAAACUACUGAAAACUAGCGAAUGAAGCGCAGCGAGUCCCUCCGGCGCCAGUCUGAAUGACCGGGAUUGAAGAAACAACAACUCGUUCAGAGACGGGACUCGUGUUCUUUGUGCUAGUUUCGAAGCGGCAGGACCAGAGAUGCACGGGCACAAUGUCCUGAUUCACUCCCAGUGAUAAAGACUAUUUGUGACCACCGAUUUUACUGGGCGGGUGGGGGACUUCGCUGCAGCCAAUGGGCUCGUUGGGUAUGGGGGUCGAAGUGCGUUCAACGCACGACGGCACUGUCCACAUUUUGAGGAUUUUUUUAAAAAAAAUGCCAUGUUACUGCAUUAAAGCUGACUGUACGACCAGAACUUUGGCGAGGACGCACUGGUUUGCCAAACCCAUCUAAAAAAUGUUGCUAGCAAUAUAGCCUAAAGCCUGCUACGUCGCUGUGAUGCCGGCCACGAGACAACCUGGGGAGCGGCGCUCCACUCAGAAGCAAUGACUCUUCGAAAUUAGACGUGUGGACUGUAUUCUUCUGACAUUAUAGAAACCGUUAAUUGGGCAUUGGACGAGGAUGAAAGGGGUGCGAGAGCGGUUGCUGUGCCGCAGAAUGGUGCACAGACUGUUCCGAUUUUACGAGGCUUUGUCUCAGUUUGGGGAGACUAAUCGCUGUUUCUUUUUUUUAAAGUGGAUGUUACGAGCAAGAGAGAGCCACCCGCUUUGCUGCGUCCAUCGUUUUCCACAUAUUUUGCACAAGGUCUUGGAUCUAGCCCAAGACUCUACCCCAAAGCCCAGCAUCAGCAUUUAAACGCACCAUCCUCUGAACUUUUAUAUUUUAUUAUUUGCUCAAGUACAGUUGAACAAAGCCACCACCAAUCGCCUUUGAAUGCAAGGCGUCGUUCAUAAUACAAAUCAAUCUGCCACGAUUGCACUGUGCAUGAGAUUCGAGGCUGAGCUGUUUGGUAAAGAAAGGUUUAAACACUCAAUUGCCUCGUAUCUCUGUUAAUUAGUGUUAUGCUUUCUCUGUUACAGAGGGGGUCUAUUAAGAUCGGUAUUGUACUAUACGAUUUAUUUUUUAUUUUUUUAUACGUCUUUAAGCCUGCGGUACAAAGGAUUUUCUUUGUUUUAAAAAACGACUAAUUGAGUUUCAAGACGUAUGAAAUGUUUACAACAAACCGUGAAUAUGAGCUGUAUAAUCAGUUUUUGCAAAAACAAACGAAAAAGUAUUAAACGUUUAAAAUGAA
Molecule: messenger RNA, 2046 nt
Organism: Conger conger (European conger)
Lineage: Eukaryota; Metazoa; Chordata; Actinopteri; Anguilliformes; Congridae
Product: rho-related GTP-binding protein RhoB
Exons: 1
Coding region: 208-798 (196 amino acids)
Biological process (GO): small GTPase-mediated signal transduction
Molecular function (GO): GTP binding; GTPase activity
Source: RefSeq, a predicted model, not a curated record